AUGGCAAUUCGGCAGGGUUAGGGUUAGUAGGGAUAAGUUAACACCGAACUAUAACGCUGUCCGUUCGUAUAAUGGAUGGAGUUAGUGUUCACUUAACCCUGGCAUAUAAACAAAUCCGAAUCGGUGUCUUAUUUUUCUCAAUAAUAUAAACAAGAUUUAUUAUUGUAAAAUCUUAAGCAAUUGCUAGAAAAAUAGAAUUCGUUUGAACAAUAUCAAAAAGUUGUAAACAUGAUAAAAUUGUACAGGAUAAAAUGAUCCGAAUUCGUUUAUAUGCCAGGGUUAAGUAAACACUAACUCCGGCCAUUACGAACGGACGGGGUUAUAGUUCGGUGUUAACUUAUCCCUACUAACCCUAUCGCUGCCGAAUUGCCAUUACAAACAGACCCCAGGGCAUUACAAUUUAGGGCUUUUUUUCACCACUCACGGCGCUUGUGAAGCUUUUGUAUGUAAAAUCUAUAUAAAAAAAAUUUUUACAAGCGCCAUCAGUUGCAAAAAAAAGCCCUAAAUUGUAUAAAAUUUGCCCUGUGAAUACGGGUACGGAAGCCCGGUCCGGCCAUUCCAAAAUAUUAUACAUGGUGCAGGAAGCGGGGUAAGGGGCAGUAACUUUAAGAACAAUCACGAUGAAACCUUGGAUAUUUUUGCUGAUUGAUUAUUAAAAGAAGAAAUUGCUGAGAAGAUGUCAACAACACAUUCAAAAAUUCCAGUUACCAUUGACAGUCAGUUGAAAUUGAAAGACAUUGAAUGUAAAUUAUAUUUCGUAUUGUCAUCUGAUAAAAUUUGUAUGGGUGUUCUUGAUGUUGAGAUAUUGUUUUAUUAUAAAGAGUUGCAGUGUCAGGAUGAUAGUAAUUUGUCAUGUAAUAGUUGUGAUGUAAUUGGAGGUGUUUGGAUGACGAUGAAGCUUGUUGAUCUUGGACCUUACAAAAAGACAGAUCUACAAACUUGGGAAGAUAAUUUUAGAGCAUCAAUUCUUGAUGACAGGUUGACUUACAAAAUUAUUGAUGAACUCGAAGCAUGGAAAGAACGUCACCAAGAAAUUUUUUAUAUUGAGUUGAAAAAAAAAGAAAAAAGAUAUUUGAAUAGAUUAAGUGAAGAGUGGAAGGAACCAAAAGAAGAAUUAGAUACAUUACAUUCUUUAUCUGUUUUUCAAGGACAUACACAAGUUGUUACUUUAAUUAAUAAAAUAAACAAAAAUUGGUUUGAUGAAUUAUGGGGUUAUUUCUAUUAAUGUAAAAUGAUUAUUUAAUUACUAUUAUUUCAACUAGAAAUAAUGUACUACCAGUUUCUUCUUUUAAUAAUUAACCAGCAAAAAUAACUAAGAUUUCAUCGUGAUUGUUUUGAAGAGAAAAAAAACAACAUGAAAACAAAUUAUGAGACCAGUUAUUAUCCAUGAACUUAUCAACAAAGUAACAACUGUAAAUGCUGAAAUUUUAAAAUGAUUUGUUGCAACGACUAAAUUAACUUCUCCAAUAAUAUCAAACUA
Aphidius gifuensis is the source of this 1480-nucleotide messenger RNA. RefSeq lists its product as uncharacterized. Lineage: Eukaryota; Metazoa; Arthropoda; Insecta; Hymenoptera; Braconidae. The transcript is spliced from 8 exons. Bases 677 to 1225 code for a protein of 182 amino acids. The record is from RefSeq and is a predicted model, not a curated record.